Molecule: messenger RNA, 2020 nt
Organism: Notolabrus celidotus (New Zealand spotty)
Lineage: Eukaryota; Metazoa; Chordata; Actinopteri; Labriformes; Labridae
Product: transcobalamin-1-like
Exons: 10
Coding region: 1454-1912 (152 amino acids)
Biological process (GO): cobalamin transport
Molecular function (GO): cobalamin binding
Source: RefSeq, a predicted model, not a curated record
CACAAACAGAGGACACACAGGACACGGACAGGUUGUCUUACAUUGAGCACAGUCGAGUGAAGUGUUGCUGUCCUCCGCGGUGUCUGUCAGGAUGGUGAUAUCCUCCCCGGCUGCUGCAUUCAGAAUCAAACAGUAUCUGUUCCAGUCUGCCGCAUCUACAGCAUCUCUGCACAACGAGAGCAGAGCAGGGUGAUGGGGAGAGCGCGGACGAGUCGACCCAAAGAACCGACUCUUUUCAGCAGAGCAGGGUGAUGGGGAGAGCGCGGACGAGUCGACUCAAAGAACCGACUCUUUUCAGCAGAGCAGGGAGUAGUGAUGCGGAGAGCGUGGAUGAGUCGACUCAAAGAAACAAUUCUUUUGAGAGGAUGAUGGAGCAGUGUUGGCAAGACUGCGGAUGAGUCGUCUCAAAGAACCGACUCUUUUAAGCAGAGCAGGGAGUAGUGUUAGGAAGACUGUGGACGAGUCGACUCAAAGAAACAACUCUUUUGAGAGGCUGAGGGAGCAGUGAAGGGGAGUGGGUGGACGAGUCGAGUCAAAGAACCGACUCUUCUAAGUAGAGCAGGGAGUAGUGAUGGGGAGAGCGUGCACGAGUCGACUCAAAGAACUGACUCUUUUGAGCAGGAAGUAGUGAUAUAAUCGCUUGAAUAUAAUAAAUAAUGUUGUUUUUGUUUGUUUUUAACUUUGAAUAACCUUUUUUUUACCUACAGAAGGAGCUUGUCCUCUUCUUCAGAGGCCGCCAUGUUUCUACCAUGUUUCUUCAGUAGCAACUUGUAUUUGGCUAAUGGCUUUGCAUAAUGCACAGUGAGAGAGUAAGAAGAAGAAGAAGAAGGUUGUUACAAUAAUUUGUAUUGAUGGACAUUCUGAUGGUGAAAACUUGACCAAUGGAUCCGAGGAUGGACGUACAGGAGUUUUUUGUCCUUGAAGGCCACCGUCACCUCAAAACCACGAGGGGAAGUCUCAGACACUGUCGGAUUCCUUAGAGUCUUUGUGGAUGUGACAAAGAUGGCAACACGCCACGACAUGCCAACAAAGACCGCAUAUCUCAGAGCCUGGAUCUACGACAGAGAGGUGAAGCGAGCGUGUUCAGACGUGGAAAAACACCACACAAUGCACAGCCAGCCUCCAGUGGACACUCCAGGAAAUGCAGCUCUUUGGAAACAGCUUCUCAAGACUGGAGGUUGCGACAUGAAUGAAGGUUUUACUGCUAUUGUGGCCUGAAGGCAUGACCAGACGUGACCCAGCCCAGCAGUGUUGAAGAGGUGUUCUGGGAUGUUGCAGUAUAGCUCUAAUCAGCAACUUGAGAGCCGACAUUGUGCUCAGGUUAUAAGAAGAUAUCCUGUAGGUCUACAGAGACCCCUGCUGGUUAAGGAGCUUACUACAAGACAGGAGACUUGUGCCGUUUGUGGCUCUAUGGAAACUUGGAUCUACAAACUCUUCUCCUGUGUAAACACCGAUGACUGGAAUAAAAAGUGAGCGUGAGCCAGCAGUCAGUACAGCAGCCAUGAUGAAGACACUCGCUCUGCUCUCUGCAGCCCUGAUGCUGCUGCUGCUUCCUGGGACUCUGACUCAAGAGAGUCAAGUCGCUCCCAUAGACGUGGUGGUGGAGAACAGCUUACUGGGCUCGGCUCCUGCUACCUUCAGCACUCAUGUGGUUUACAGAGGGAUCCUGCUGGGAGCUCUGAAGAGACUCAUGGCCUCUAAUGGAGACUUUAAGUUCACCUACACAGAGGAUCUGAACUACGGCCCCUACUUGGAGAGUGUGAACGGUCUGGCAGGAAACGACAAAGAGCGCACGUACUGGGAGCUGCUGGUUAAGACUCCAGACGGCAUUAUCAAAAGACCUGACGUCGGUAUUGGAUGUUACAUUCCCAGCGCUAACGAGCAAAUCAUCCUGAGAUUUUCAAAAUGGUGAAGAUUCAGCAGCCUGCAGCGUACACCAACAUGAAAAUCAGUGUAUGAGGAGAACAAUGAAACAUGUGUCUGUGUUUAAUGUUGAGUGAAUAAAAGAAAUCCUGCAUGU